Tachysurus fulvidraco (yellow catfish) is the source of this 768-nucleotide messenger RNA. It is a transcript of the gene polr3k, whose product is annotated as polymerase (RNA) III (DNA directed) polypeptide K. The transcript is spliced from 3 exons. Bases 127 to 453 code for a protein of 108 amino acids. The record is from RefSeq and is a predicted model, not a curated record. Lineage: Eukaryota; Metazoa; Chordata; Actinopteri; Siluriformes; Bagridae. Gene Ontology annotation, cellular component: RNA polymerase III complex. Gene Ontology annotation, molecular function: DNA-directed RNA polymerase activity; nucleic acid binding; zinc ion binding. Gene Ontology annotation, biological process: termination of RNA polymerase III transcription; DNA-templated transcription.
UGUAGCAGACAGACAGAGUGUGUGUGUGUGUUUUGUAGCAGACAGACAGACAGAGUGUGUGUGUUUUGUAGCAGACAGACAGAGUGUGUGUGUGUGUGUGUGGGGGGUUUGUAGCAGACAGAGAAAAUGCUUCUGUUUUGCCCAACGUGUGGAAACGUGUUGGUCGUAGAAGAGGGUCAGAGAUGUUACAGAUUCGCCUGUAAUACGUGUCCUUAUGUUCACAACAUUACAAGGAAGGUCAACAACAGAAAGUAUCCCAAGCUGAAAGAGGUGGAUGAUGUUCUUGGGGGUUCAGCCGCCUGGGAGAACGUGGAUUCCACUGCAGAAAAAUGUCCAAAGUGUGAGCACGCAAGGGCUUAUUUCAUGCAAAUACAGACCAGAUCUGCUGAUGAGCCCAUGACUACAUUUUACAAGUGCUGUAAUCAGCAGUGUGGCCAUCGCUGGAGAGACUGAGACAGUCCCAGUGCACCGCUGUGUCCCAGCCCUGCUCCUAGAGUCGUCUGUGUGUGUGUGUGUGCACAAAACACUUGGAUGUGCAGAACUGGGAAAGUUGUGCUAUGGACUGAUCAAAGAUACUUUGCUCCGUAAAGAACACAUCGUAUUCUCUUUAGGAUCUAUUUGUAAUGUACCGAGGUGAAGGCUGAUGUUUUGAGGACCCUGAAAUGUCAUUAUUUUCUUUGUCUAACGGUAAUCAAACCAAUUCUUUUUAUUUAAAGACACACUGAACUCUUUCUUCCCAGUUGAUUCGAUUAAAAGUGACAGAACCCA